Molecule: messenger RNA, 246 nt
Organism: Mesorhabditis spiculigera
Lineage: Eukaryota; Metazoa; Nematoda; Chromadorea; Rhabditida; Rhabditidae
Source: the annotation of a GenBank genome assembly
AUGCGGCUCCUCCUCGUGCUACUCACCCUCCUCGCCACCGUCGCCCACGCAUUCUACCCCAAUAUCUAUGCGUACAGAUACAUGGACGGGUUGAGAGACUACCGUAACCCGGCGUACGCCCCACGCAUCCGGGAUUCUGGCGAGAAAAUGGCCGUACAAGGAGAGGCACCCAGCAGAACUUCCGAUUAUAAGGUGAAACGCUUCCGGCCUUGCUUCUACUCGCCGAUCCAGUGCCUCAUCAAGAAG